Molecule: messenger RNA, 3761 nt
Organism: Capsicum annuum
Lineage: Eukaryota; Viridiplantae; Streptophyta; Magnoliopsida; Solanales; Solanaceae
Product: cell division cycle 5-like protein
Exons: 4
Coding region: 223-3555 (1110 amino acids)
Biological process (GO): mRNA splicing, via spliceosome
Cellular component (GO): Prp19 complex; spliceosomal complex
Source: RefSeq, a predicted model, not a curated record
AUGGCAAUACAAAUCUCUAUCAAACUUCUCGCUAAACCAAAUUCCAAAAUCUCCUCAUCGGAGAAAAAAAUCGCCGCCGCGGCCUAAACCCUCGCCGCCGUAAUCCACCGGAAAUCCGUAAAUCUCCGGUGCAAGCUCAAAUCCCGAGGCAAUUUUUUUCAAAACCCUAGAUUUUAUUUCUUCGAGUCUCCGCAAGGAGGCUUGUAAAAAAGUAAAGCAAAGAUGAGGAUUAUGAUAAAAGGAGGAGUAUGGAAGAACACGGAGGACGAGAUUUUGAAAGCGGCGGUAAUGAAGUAUGGGAAGAAUCAAUGGGCUCGUAUUUCGUCUUUGCUUGUUCGUAAAUCGGCGAAACAAUGUAAAGCUCGCUGGUAUGAAUGGCUUGAUCCUUCAAUUAAGAAGACUGAAUGGACUAGAGAGGAGGAUGAGAAACUACUUCACCUUGCAAAGCUCCUGCCCACUCAAUGGAGGACAAUUGCUCCAAUUGUUGGUCGUACACCAUCCCAGUGCCUUGAACGUUAUGAGAAGCUUCUCGAUGCAGCAUGCACCAAGGAUGAGAACUAUGAUCCUAAUGAUGAUCCAAGAAAAUUGAAGCCUGGAGAGAUUGAUCCUAACCCGGAAUCCAAGCCUGCUCGGCCUGACCCUGUUGAUAUGGAUGAGGACGAGAAAGAAAUGCUUUCUGAAGCACGAGCUCGGUUGGCCAACACAAGAGGCAAAAAGGCUAAAAGGAAAGCCAGAGAAAAGCAGCUUGAAGAGGCGCGAAGGCUUGCUUCUUUACAGAAGAGGAGAGAACUGAAGGCUGCUGGAAUAGAUGUCCGUCAAAGGAAGAGAAAAAGGCGAGGUAUUGAUUACAAUGCUGAAAUCCCCUUUGAAAAGAAGCCUCCUCCAGGCUUCUAUGAUGUUACUGAGGAAGAUCGUCCAGUUGAUCAACCCAAGUUUCCAACUACCAUUGAGGAACUAGAAGGUGAGAGGAGAGUUGAUAAGGAAGCUCGCCUAAGAAAGCAGGAUAUUGCGAGGAACAAAAUUGCAGAAAGGCAGGAUGCCCCUACAUCCAUAUUGCAUGCGAAUAAACUUAAUGAUCCAGAAGCAGUGAGGAGGAGGUCGAAACUGAAUCUUCCUGCACCACAGAUUCCAGACCAUGAAUUAGAGGCCAUAGCAAAGAUAGGUAUUGCCAGCGAUUUAAUAGGGGGCGAUGAACUGUCCGAAGGAAAUUCCGCAACGCGUGCUCUUCUUGCAAACUAUGCCCAGACACCACAACAUGCAAUGACUCCUAUGAGAACACCUCAAAGAACCCCUUCAACUAAGCAAGAUGCCAUCAUGAUGGAGGCAGAAAAUCAGCGAAGAUUGACUCAAUCUCAGACACCAUUACUCGGAGGGGAUAAUCCUCUGUUGCACCCCUCAGAUUUCUCGGGAGUCACUCCUAAGAAAAGGGAAGUGCAAACACCAAAUCCACUUUUAACUCCUUCAGCAACUCCUGGAGCCACGGGCCUUACUCCUAGAAUUGGCAUGACGCCGUCCAGGGAUUCUUAUGGCAUGACACCCAAAGGAACCCCUAGGGAUGAGCUACGCAUUAAUGAAGAAAUGGACAAUAAUGCUAAAUUUGGGCAAUUUAAUUCAAAAAAAGAAUUACUUUCUGGUUUGAGAGGCCUUCCUCAGCCCAAGAACGAGUACCAGAUAGUCGUCCAACAACCUCCUGAAGAAAAUGAAGAACCAGAAGAGAAGAUUGAAGAAGACAUGUCUGAUAGGAUUGCUAGGGAGAAGGCUGAAGAAGAAGCAAGGCAACAAGCUUUACUCCGGAAAAGGUCAAAAGUAUUGCAAAGGGAGCUCCCUAGACCUCCUAUUGCUUCACUAGAUCUAAUUAGAAGAUCCUUAAUGAGGUCUGAUGAAGAAGACAAGAGCUCCUUUGUUCCUUUUACACUAAUUGAGCAGGCUGAUGAAAUGAUUAGAAAAGAACUUGUGUCGUUGCUGGAACAUGAUAAUACCAAGUAUCCUCUAGAUGAAAAAGCAGAGAAGGAGAAGAAAAAGGGGGUCAAGCGAAAAGCGGUUGCUGAACCUGCUAUUGAGGAUUUUGAGGAAGAUGAACUAAAAGAGGCUGAUGAAUUGAUCAAAGAUGAAGCUCAGUUUCUUCGUGUAGCAAUGGGACAUGAGAAUGAAUCUCUUGAUGACUUUGUCCAAGCACAUGAAACAACUUUGAAUGAUAUCAUGUACUUUCCUACCCGGAAUGCUUAUGGUCUCUCAAGUGUUGCUGGAAACAUGGAAAAGCUGGCUGCUUUGCAGAAUGAGUUUGAGAAUGUGAAGAAGAAAAUGGAUGAUGAUACUAAGAAAGCAACAAAACUUGAACAAAAGAUCAAAGUUCUCACUAAUGGAUAUCAGAUGCGAGCUGGAAAACUUUGGUCAGAGAUAGAGUCAACCUUCAAGAAAAUGGACACAGCUGGGACAGAGCUUGAAUGCUUCCGAGCAUUACAAAAACAAGAGCAGCUAGCAGCAACCCACAGGAUCAACAAUAUGUGGGAAGAAGUUCAGAAGCAAAAAGAGUUCGAGCGUACUUUACAGAAAAGGUACGGUGACCUCGUAGCAGAAAAGCAAAAGAUCCAGCAACUCAUGGAUGGGCAUAGAAUACAAGCUCAAAUUCAGGAAGAAAUUGCAGCAAAAAAUCUUGCUCUUGAGUUGGCCAAAGCAGAAAUGGCAGAAAAGGAUCGUGCCCUUGAGUUGGCCAAAGCAGAAAUGGCUGAAAAGGAGAGUGCUCUUGAGUUGGCCAAAGCAGAAUUGGCAGAAAAGGAGAGUGUACCCUCUGCUGGUGAUGUGGAACCUUCAGGUACUGGCCAGUGCUCCAAUACAGAGGAAAUUUCUGCUUCUGCCUCUCAUGUACCAAUAGAAGCUGAUGUGCAUGUGGAGCCUUCAGGUACCGGUCAGUACUCUAAUCCAGAGGAAAAUCAUGCUUCUGCCUCUGAUGUACAAUCAGCUCCAAUUGAAGCUGAUUAUGUGCCUGUGGAGCCUUCAGGCACCUCUAAUGCAGAGGAAAAUUCUGCUUCUAUUGAAGAUGAUUAUGUGCUUGUGGAGCCUUCAGCUACAUCUAAUGCAGUGGAAAAUUCUGCUUCUAUUGAAGCUGAUGAUGUGCAUGUAGAGCCGUCAGGGUACGGCCAGUGCCCCAUUGCAGAAGAAACUUCUGCUUCUGUCUCCCAUGAUGUAGCUCCUCUAGACGUUGAGGGACAGGUGAAAACGGGUUGUGUUUCCGCAAUGGAUGUUGAAGCCACAAGUGACCAUGUACCUAUGGAGGGUCAGCAAAACCUAGUAGAAGAGAGUAAUAUGGAUGUUACUAAAACAGAAGACUCUGGAGCAGUAGCAGGUGACGCGGAUGUUCCUAAAACAGAAGACUCUGGACUAGUAGCAGGUGACACGGACGUUUUUAAAACAGAAGACUCUGGAGUAGCAGCAGGUGACGCGGAUGUUCCUAAAACAGAAGACUCGAGAGUAGUAGCAGGUGACGCGGAUGUUCCUAAAACAGAAGACUCGGGAGUAGUCACAUGUGAUGAGGAGGCUAAUGCCGGAAAGUUGUAAGGUUCUAUUAAGAAAAUGGUUGGUGGUUUACUAGUUUAUUUGUAAUCCUAUUCUCAUACAUUUUUGGAACCAAGUUUUGCUUCAUUUCGAGAAUAUCUUGUAUGUUUGGAUGAAAAUUUGAAAUUGUCAAAAUUUGAACUGUGGUUUAGCUGCUGCCCAUGCUGGUAUUUGCAAAAUAAUGAAAUGCAUUAGCCUACUCUUUCCAA